AGUCAGAGGGUCAGCGUCUUCUCCUCGCUCCUCCCACUGUCGGAUGAGUCGUAUUUGAGCUUCUUGGAGACUAAAGAAAGCCAGACAUUCAAGAGACAAGGGGACACACACACACAGAGACACACUCACUCACUCCAGCUCCCUGCUGAUGUUAGGAGAUUCCCGACGCUCGCAGCUCUAGUUAAUCAGUAGUUUAGUGCAUCACACAUGGCUUCCUAGCGCUGCUCACCGUUUCACUUGUUUUCCACAGGACUACGUCUGGCUUUUCUGGACUUUUUGCCGUCUUUUAUUUCCAAAUGCUGACAGAACCGUGCGGGACCAUGGCGAUGGGGUCAGAAGUUCGAGAUCUGGCCCUUUUGACGGGACCUCCAUUGCCCUCCCUCACCGGAGUCAGCGGUGGCUGCGGUAUGUCAAUGGGCAGCGGCCAGUGGACCCAGCUCCUGGACCUACAUUCAGGUUCUACGUACAACUCCCUGCCGUCGCACCACUCCAUCAUCAAGCAGGAGCCGGGGUGGGCGGGCGGCGAGGUCGUGGAGGACCCCCACUGUGGUCUUGGGGCCUUCACGGUGCACUUCUCCGGACAGCUCACAGGCUCAGGCCCGUGUCGGGUCGGAGCGUUCGGAGAGUCGACUGCCAGCCAGCCCAGAGUUUUCCCGAACGGACCCUACCUCUCGGGAUGCGUGGAGAGUCCACCUGUGGGCCGCAACCAGGGUUAUGGAGCGAUGAGUUUGGAAAACAACCCCAGUUACGGUCACACGCCGUCCCAUCACACCCCUCCGUUCUCCAGUCUGUCCUUCAAACACGAGGACCCGCUGUCUCCCGCCAACACCAUAGGUGACCAACAGUACCCAGGGCCUCCGCCUAUGUUCGGCUGUCACAGUCCUCCAGAGUCAUGCCCCAGCAGUCAAGGUCUCCUGCUGAGGAACUACAAUAGCGACAAUCUGUACCAAAUGGCCUCACAGCUGGAGUGUGUGACAUGGAACCAGAUGAACACGCUGGCAUCGUCCAUGAAGAGCAGCCACCCGCCUCCCUUCGAUAGUGACCCCGCAGCCACUCCUCCCAUGCUGGUCAGCGCCCAGUACCACAUCCACACCCACGGCGUCUUCAGGGGACUGCAGGAUGUCAGGCGGGUCACUCCCACCGUGGGGAAGUCUUCCGACAACAUCGAGAAGCGUCCCUUUCUGUGUCUCCAUCCAGGCUGUGGCAAGAAGUACUUCAAACUCUCACACCUGCAGAUGCACGGCCGCACCCACACAGGUGAGAAGCCGUACCCAUGUGACUACACAGACUGUGGGAAAAGAUUUUCCCGCUCGGACCAGCUAAAGAGACACCAGCGGAGACACACAGGAGUGAAGCCUUUUCAGUGCCCGACGUGUGGGAGACAGUUUGCACGGUCAGACCAUCUUAAGACUCACAUUCGGACACAUACAGGUAAAACAAGUGAGAAGCCUUUUACCUGCAGGUGGUCCAACUGUCAGAAGAAGUUUGCCCGCUCAGACGAGCUGAUGCGCCACCACAGCAUGCACCAGAGGAACCAGACCAAGCAGCAUCCUGCCAUCUGAGCAGCGAGCGGAGGAUGAGGAGGAGAGAGGACGGUGACAGUACGUGGUGCCAGCUUUGUGGGGAGAGACACUUGGAGCUCGGUCAGCGGUCAUGGUUCCGUGCCAGACCUGCAGCGGUGGAGGGGCUCAGCUGAGGCCGUCAGGAUCCGCCAGAGCACAGAGCAUCAGCACUUGAUUUAAACCAAAAAAAUCUCUUUUCAACUUUCGGGUCACAUGUAAAUUCGGUAUAUGAGAUGAAUAACCACUUCAUAGACGGCGUUCAUGAGGUGUUCUACAAGCGUUGUACUGCAUUUGCACUGGCUCUUUCUCUGAAUCACAACUGUACAUAGCGCUGAACUUUAGGAUGUAGGAAGCAGAGCUGUAAAUGUGCGUCAGUCGCUAUACUCACACGGCUCACACACGAUACACUAGUUGUACAGAUUUGUUUUAUGUAUUACAUCUGUAAGUUCAUAAAGGAUUUGCCUGUGAUUUACCAGUGUCCAACUGCUACGGUUUGAUGCGGAAGAAUCUAAUGCAAGGAACAAGGGGAGAGUGGUUGAGACAAGAUGGCAACACAUGCAACAGCAACAGAUUUUUAGAGCAAAACACUCCAGGCACAUGGUUCAACCACACAAACACAUAGUUGCACAAAGGAGUCGCUUUCAAAUCGUGACACAAUGAAACACAAACACACUACAAAAACAUACACUGAUGUCGGCGUGCGAAAACACGCACACAUACGUACUCAUAAAGACCAACACUCAGCUAUGACAAACUCAGAAACACUGAGAACUCGUAUUGUGGGGACAUUGAGAGGACACCUCAUUGCCAUAACCCUUUCCCCAGCCUCUCACCCUGAGCUUAACCAACCUGAACCAAGACUCUGAACCAAACUUAAACCCAGUUAUAAUGACCCAGUUGUUUUGAAGUGUUCAUCCUCAAAUUGUUGAGUCUUAACCUUGUGGGGUCCAGCAAAAAAACUCCCCACAAAGCAGGGAUUGGUCCCCACAACUAUAGCUAAACCAGGUGCACACACACACACACACACACACAUACACACUCUCUCUCUCCCUCCCUAUCUCACACACACAUUCUUUCCUCCUCUCACACGCACACAUGUCAUGUUAUUGUGUUUUGUGGGGACAUUUCAUUGCCACGACCCUUUCCCCAGCUUCUCAACAUAAACCUAACCAUCCAAGACGAAUGACUAACCAAACUGAAAUUCAAGUUUUACUCCUCAAAUUGAGGCUUAAUCUUGUGGGGACCGGCAAAAGGUCCCCGCAGGUAUAGCUAUAAAGGUUCGCACACACAUUCUCUCUCUCUCUCACACACACACACAGGGUGAUAAACAGUACAGCAGGCCCCUCAGAGACUUGACAUGUUGCAGGUCCCUGUCUCUUAAAUCUCAGACUCACAUCUACAUAACUGGGAACAUCUGGAGCUCAAUAAGUCCAAUUACUGAAGACACAUACCAAAGUGUCAGCGUCUGGGCCGCUCUGACCGGACCCUCCCGUCUGCCCCGGACCCCCAGCAUGUCAAGCCUCUCAGGUCCCUUGUGAACUCAGCAGUUUACAUC
Molecule: messenger RNA, 3117 nt
Organism: Synchiropus splendidus (mandarinfish)
Lineage: Eukaryota; Metazoa; Chordata; Actinopteri; Syngnathiformes; Callionymidae
Gene: wt1b
Product: WT1 transcription factor b
Exons: 9
Coding region: 297-1562 (421 amino acids)
Biological process (GO): regulation of transcription by RNA polymerase II; negative regulation of cell population proliferation; negative regulation of apoptotic process
Cellular component (GO): nucleus
Molecular function (GO): DNA-binding transcription factor activity, RNA polymerase II-specific; RNA polymerase II cis-regulatory region sequence-specific DNA binding
Source: RefSeq, a predicted model, not a curated record